ACGCCCACAACAACCAAAAUGCUGCCUCUAGAUCUCCUUCCUUUGGUCUUGGAUCACAUUAGCGAAGAUCGCACAACGUUGCUCAAAUGCUUGCUGACGAACAGCCAAUUCAAGCGGGCGACAGCAAGUAUUCUCUAUUCACAAGUUGUCCUGCGACCAAAAUAUGGCCAAACAACUGGCAUACUCGACCGUCUGCUCUCAGCAACACUGCAUUGUUACGCACCAUUCGUUCACUCGUUCAGCGUUCAAGGCCUUUUGUUAGAGAAUGUGGUGGCAUCUUUUCCGAUUGCAGAGACGUUGCUGGCCGCUAUCAAGGCAUUUGUCAACCUGAAAACCUUAGAACUUGUCCCGGAUAUAUAUCCCGAUGAUUUCUUCACACCAAUUCUUCAACAAGCGCUUGAACUCUCGUCUCUCCAGAUAUUAAGGGUCAACUCAUCCUGCAUGAGUGAGGCAGAUUCUGCUAUUCUUGCCAACCUGGUUCGCUUGCGCGUCUUGGAACUGCGAAGUCCAACACGAGCCAUUUUGAAUAUUCUGCCAGACUGGCUCACGAAGAUGGAUCAACUCACGGAACUCCAUCUCACCAGUAAUUGCGGCUCUGUAACUCCGGGAGUUCUUCGCCAGCUUGUUCCAUUGCUACAAAACGUCACAGCAAUAGCUUUGGGACUAUCAUACUCCAUUAUUGACGACGAUCUGCUCGAAUUUCUGGGAAGUCUCCCCAAUCUAAAGAGUGCGCAACUGCAACAUUAUCUGCAAUAUAAACGGCCAGCGAACGAACUCGAAAUGCGUCAAUUGCGCUCUCUAACCGUCCUUUAUAAUUAUAUUGGCCAUGCCGAGAACAUGGACCGUUUCUGUAACUGGGUUUGUCGUGUGAUCACUGGUGCACCUAUCGAACACGUCAAACUAUGUUGCGACGAAUACGAAGAGUCUUCUUUAGCGCCUAGGACCUUUGAUACCCUGCUGAAGGAUCUUGCCUCCGCAAACUACGAAACCCUCCAUACCCUCGAUCUUGGUGGUUGGCUUGUCAGCGUCGACGCUGUCUCGUUGUUCCUCGAGAAAUGCAAACACCUAGAAGAGUUCUCUGCGGCGUUGGACCAGCCAGGUUUUGAAGGAUUCGAACGUCGUGUGUCGACAAUGACGUGUCUACAUACUUCAGUACUCAAAAUUUAUGCCGGAGCAGGCUUGACCACCAUUGAGAAUGCUGAGCGUAUAAUGAAGAAGAGUGUCGCGCUACGGAGGCUGUCGCUCAAUGAGUUGAAAACGGAGGGUUCAUGGGUCUCGCACAAUGGCGAAACACUGUUCGUAGUUCGGGAAAUUGAGCAAGACGUCGAAGACCUUCCGGAUGGCUCUAUCGCCACCGAUUCCACCGACAGAGAAGAUUCACCAACGCCUGAUUUGGAUAAUAUUGUCAGGUCUUCUGGCAUUAUUAUGGGUGCAAUCUUGGAAGAGGAGGAGGAUGAGAACGAGUAUGAUAUGCCGAAAGGAAUCCCUUUGAGGGCACAACUUACGCUCGAGGACUGGUUGGCCGAGAUGAAUCCGGAGUCAACGAGUGAGAUAGUAAGUGAAUAG
Messenger RNA from Mycena indigotica, 1566 nucleotides. RefSeq lists its product as uncharacterized. NCBI's taxonomy places the organism in Eukaryota, Fungi, Basidiomycota, Agaricomycetes, Agaricales, Mycenaceae. The record is from RefSeq and is a predicted model, not a curated record. The transcript is spliced from 7 exons. Bases 19 to 1566 code for a protein of 515 amino acids.